AUGACUUCAUUUUUCCGAUCCAUUAGGAACACCCUUAAUUUUGAUUUUGAAGAUAAAAAUGAAGCAAUUCUUAAUGCCGAUUUAGGCCUUUUGGGCUUCCCUCCCAAAGAUUUGCAUUACCGCUUCCUUUCACAAUUUACUCCGGUAUUCUACAUUAGAAUCAGAGAGUAUUCAAAGACAGUUGCAAUAGCACCUUAUAUUGUCAAUUACAGUGGAGCAGUGUUCCACCAGUAUCCAGGUCCUUGGCAGGUGAUGCUUAAGCAAGCAGAUGGUUCUUACGCUUGCAUAGCAGAAAGCGCAACCCGCUUCACCCUUGGUGAAGUAAAUACAUAA
Molecule: messenger RNA, 333 nt
Organism: Arachis ipaensis
Lineage: Eukaryota; Viridiplantae; Streptophyta; Magnoliopsida; Fabales; Fabaceae
Source: RefSeq, a predicted model, not a curated record